Tuber melanosporum (Perigord truffle) is the source of this 712-nucleotide messenger RNA. RefSeq lists its product as uncharacterized. The transcript has a single exon. The record is from RefSeq and is a predicted model, not a curated record. Lineage: Eukaryota; Fungi; Ascomycota; Pezizomycetes; Pezizales; Tuberaceae. The coding region runs from base 1 to 690 and encodes 229 amino acids.
AUGUCAAUCUUAAUAGUCAACCCGAACUCCAACGUCUCGAUGACCAAAGCCCUCGAGCCAACCAUCGAAAAUCUCAACAUCCCAGCUCUAACAUUCACCUACUUCACCGCACCACUCCCUUCCCCACCAUCAAUCGACGACGCUGAGAGCUCCCAGAAAAGUGCAGACGUCUGUUUCCCGUUGCUCUUCGAGCGACUAACUUCCUACGACGCCUUCGUCGUAGCGUGCUACAGCGACCACCCGCUCGUUCCGCUACUGAAAAUGCACACCGGUAAGCCCGUAAUCGGGAUUUUCCAGGCCAGCGUGGCGCAUGCUUUGCAUGUCCUUCCGCGGGAGAAGAAGUUUGGGAUUAUUACCACGGGGAAGGUUUGGGAGGAGUUAUUGACGGAAGGGGUGCAUAGGUUCUUGGGUGGCGGGGAACGGUUCGCUGGUGUGCAGAGUACUGGGCUUGCCGCGGGUGAAUUGCACUCCGUGCCUGAGAAGGAGUUGAGGCGGAGGAUGGAGCGUGCCACAGAGGAGUUAUUGGAGAGUGGGGAUGUGGGAGUUGUUUGCCUAGGGUGUGCGGGGUUGGUCGGGUUGGAAGGGGUGGUUAGGGGGGUCGCUGAGAGGUUGGGCCUUGAAGUUAAAGUUGUAGAUGGAGUUAUUGCCGGCAUGGUUACUGCUGGGGGUCUGAUAGGGUGCAAAUAUUGAGAUUCUUAGGUUCUUUCCGCGA